AUGAAUCGAAGAAGAAGAACCGCACGCCAGAGCUCAAAUGUAUUUAUGGCAUUUACACAGCCGCAGAUACUGGAGCUAAAGGAGAUAUUUAACCUGCUAGAUAGCACAGCAGAUGGAUUUAUUUCACAAGAAGACCUGGUUUCUUUUUUGGACAGCAUAGGUUCCCCACUAACAAAAGAAGAAAUUAGUGAAAUGAUGUAUGACAUGGGGGAAAGGUUCAACUUUACUCAGUUCCUGACCACACUCUGUGAGCGGCUAGCUAAUUUGGAUGCGCAGAAUGUAGUGGAGCAGGCUCUAGGCCUUUUUGAUCCUGCUGGAACCGGGUCCGUCUCACUAGCAGAUCUUAAAGAGUCUUUGAUGCAGGGAGAGACUCCGAUUACCCAGCUUGAAUGGAGUAUUUUGGAGAAAGAGCUUAAACCCAAUGAAGGAAAGAUUUCAAUUCCAGAGACCGCAAGAAUUAUAAAAAACUGUGGCCUUCUGCUUGAUAAUUAAAAGCUGUAAGUGGGUGCUCCUUAGAUCCUUUAUUCUUUAAUAAAGAUUGUUCUAAUGCAU
Nematocida parisii ERTm1 is the source of this 552-nucleotide messenger RNA. RefSeq lists its product as uncharacterized. NCBI's taxonomy places the organism in Eukaryota, Fungi, Microsporidia. The coding region runs from base 1 to 492 and encodes 163 amino acids. The record is from RefSeq and is a predicted model, not a curated record. Gene Ontology annotation, cellular component: cytoplasm; myosin II complex. Gene Ontology annotation, molecular function: myosin heavy chain binding; calcium ion binding. The transcript has a single exon.